AUGGAGUCCAUGCUGAAUAAGUUGAAAAGUACCGUUACAAAGGUAACAGCUGAUGUCACCAGUGCGGUCAUGGGAAAUCCUGUUACCAGGGAAUUUGAUGUUGGCCGACAUAUUGCCAGUGGUGGCAAUGGGCUUGCUUGGAAGAUCUUUAAUGGAACUAAAAAGUCAACAAAACAGGAAGUUGCUGUUUUCGUCUUUGAUAAAAAGUUAAUAGACAAAUAUCAGAAAUUUGAAAAGGAUCAGAUUAUUGAUUCUUUAAAGCGAGGAGUUCAACAACUGACAAGGCUUCGACACCCUCGACUAGUUACCGUCCAACAUCCAUUAGAAGAAUCCAGAGAUUGCCUGGCAUUUUGUACAGAACCAGUCUUUGCAAGUUUAGCUAAUGUUCUUGGCAACUGGGACAAUCUACCCUCUCCUUUACCAUCUGAUAUUAAGGAAUACAAACUUUAUGAUGUGGAAACCAAAUAUGGCUUGCUUCAGGUCUCUGAAGGUUUGUCCUUUCUGCACAGCAGUGUGAAAAUGGUCCAUGGAAACAUUACUCCUGAAAAUAUAAUUUUGAAUAAAAGUGGAGCAUGGAAAAUUAUGGGAUUUGAUUUUUGUAUUCAGUCAACAAAUCCAUCUGAACAAGAGCUGAAGUUCCUAUGUAAAGAAUGGGACCCAAACUUGCCAUCCUUGUGUCUUCCAAAUCCUGAGUAUUUGGCACCAGAAUACAUCCUUUCAGUGAGCUGCGAGACUGCCAGUGACAUGUACUCUUUAGGAGCUGUCACGUAUGCAGUAUUUAAUAAAGGGAAACCUAUUUUUGAGAUCAACAAGAAAGAUAUUUAUAAAAGUUUCAGUAGACAGCUGGAUCAGCUGAGUCGCUUAGGCUCCACUACACUUCAGAAUAUACCAGAGGAAGUACGUGAACAUGUAAAACUACUAUUAAACGUAGCUCCUGCAGUCAGACCAGAUGCAGAUCAAAUGACAAAGAUACCAUUCUUUGAUGAUGUUGGGGCAAUGACACUCCAAUAUUUUGAUUCUUUAUUCCAAAGGGAUAAUCUUCAGAAAUCACAGUUUUUUAAAGGGCUACCAAAGGUUCUACCAAAACUGCCUAAGCGUGUUAUAGUGCAGCGAAUUUUGCCUUACUUGACCUCAGAGUUUGUGAACCCUGAUAUGGUACCCUUUGUUUUGCCUAAUGUUCUGCUGAUCGCUGAGGAGUGCACCAAAGAAGAGUACAUCAAGCUAAUUCUGCCUGAUCUUGGCCCUGUUUUUAAACAGCAAGAACCAAUCCAGAUUUUGUUGAUUUUCUUGCAAAAAAUGGACUUGCUCCUAACCAAGACUCCACCAGAUGAAAUAAAGAAUAGUGUCCUUCCAAUGGUUUAUAGAGCCUUAGAAGCACCUUCAAUUCAGAUUCAGGAACUUUGCCUUAACAUAAUUCCUACGUUUGCCAACCUAAUAGACUACCCAUCAAUGAAAAAUGCAUUAAUACCAAGAAUUAAAAAUGCAUGUUUGCAAACUUCCUCUCUUGCUGUCCGCGUGAACUCCUUAGUGUGCUUAGGAAAGAUUUUGGAAUAUUUGGAUAAGUGGUUUGUACUUGAUGACAUUCUACCCUUUCUACAACAAAUUCCAUCCAAGGAACCUGCAGUGCUUAUGGGAAUUUUAGGUAUUUACAAAUGUACAUUUACUCAUAAGAAGUUGGGAAUUACCAAAGAACAACUUGCGGGAAAAGUAUUACCCCAUCUUAUUCCUCUUAGUAUUGAGAACAAUCUUAAUUUCAAUCAGUUCAAUUCCUUCAUUUCUGUCAUAAAAGAUAUGCUUAGUAGAUUGGAGGUUGAACAUAAGACCAAACUUGAACAACUUCAUAUUAUGCAAGAACAGCAAAAAUCUUUGGAUAUAACUAAUCAAAUGAACGUAUCUGAAGAGACAAAAUCUAAUAGUACAGGUAAUCAGAUUGACAAGAUGUUUAACAAUACUGGAAAUGACGUUCCAACUAGUGGAUCAGAUAGUAAAGAAAAUGGGCUGUCAUCAAAACAGAAAAAGGUGUCACUUACACUUGAAGAGAAGCAAAAGUUAGCAAAAGAACAAGAACAGGCACAAAAAUUGAAAAACCAGCAACCACUUAAGCCUCAAUCACAUGCAAUCACAGCUCCAGUCAAACAGACAAAGGACUUGACAGAUACCUUGAUAGAUAAUAUGUCGUCUUUGACCAGCCAUUCCAUCAGCAAACCUAAAGUUGCUUCUUCAAGUAGCUUCUCUUCUGUCCCAUCUAUGGGUGUUGGAAUGGGAUUUUUAUCACCUGUUGACAGCACAAAGAGAAACAUAGCAAAUGGACUAAAUACUAAUAUGGGAUUUCAGACUUCUGGAUUCAGCCUUGGGGCAGGUACUACAAACCAGAAUUUCUUCAGUAGUCCAACUGCAACUGGAAUGGCCAAGAUGAACGUGGUACCAACUGCCAACAUGCCAAACUACAGCCCUGUGAGUGCUACAUCUGGAAUCUCACAGCCGACACAACACAACAGAUCCCCAGACUUGUCUGCUUUAGAUAGUCUUUUUGGUCCUCAAAAACCCAAAGUUAGUAUGAACCAAUUGUCACAACAAAAACCAAACCAGUGGCUUACUCAAUUUGUACCCCCUCAAGGUUCCCCGGGUGCAAGCAGUUCUGUUUUGGGACCACAGAUGAACACUCUAGGACAACCUGGUUUUGGUAUGCAGGGUAAUCCUUUCUUUAACCCUCAGAACUUUGCACAGCCAACAAACACCAUGACAAACAGCAGCUCAGCUAGCAAUGACUUAAAAGAUCUUUUUGGGUAAAAUGUCUUGCUUUCUUUUUCAAAGAUUGAUACAAUUUGAAUGAU
Molecule: messenger RNA, 2834 nt
Organism: Emys orbicularis (European pond turtle)
Lineage: Eukaryota; Metazoa; Chordata; Testudines; Emydidae
Gene: SCYL2
Product: SCY1 like pseudokinase 2
Exons: 17
Coding region: 1-2790 (929 amino acids)
Biological process (GO): protein phosphorylation
Molecular function (GO): ATP binding; protein kinase activity
Source: RefSeq, a predicted model, not a curated record